Molecule: messenger RNA, 2239 nt
Organism: Rhopilema esculentum
Lineage: Eukaryota; Metazoa; Cnidaria; Scyphozoa; Rhizostomeae; Rhizostomatidae
Product: phosphatidylinositol N-acetylglucosaminyltransferase subunit P-like
Biological process (GO): GPI anchor biosynthetic process
Cellular component (GO): endoplasmic reticulum
Source: RefSeq, a predicted model, not a curated record
GAGGCCAGAUUAAAACACCGCACAAAUUCAAGAACAACAAAUUGCUUCGGGAGUAGGGAGUAUACUGUCAACAAAGGUCAAAUUUUUGUUAGUUAUGUAACUCUAUAAAAGAUGUCUAAUAAACAAGGCAAGAAACCACAAACUGAAUUAGAGCACUCCCCAGCACCAACUCCAGAAAGGGCAAUUCAUGGUUUUGUUCUGUACCUUCUUACUUAUGUUGCAUUUGGUUUUUAUCUUCUUUGGGCAUUGGUUCCAGACAAUGUAUUGCAUGAAAUUGGUAUCACAUAUCUCCCUCAAAGACUAUGGAUCUUUUUGGGGCCUUUUCUGAUCAUAUUGGCUGUCUCUCUUGUGCUGUUUAUCUUCUUGGUUCGUAAUUACUUGGAAACACCUAGCUGGGACUCAAUUCAAUAUCUUACCGAUGAUCACCAGGUUCUAGUGGACCCCAGAUCAAACAAAAUAGAGCCUGUGGCGGACAUGCACAUCUCUGAUGUCAACAAAAUGUUGUAUAUCAAAUCUAAAACAAGAUGACAUUGCAUCUGGCAAGUACCUUUGAAUAUGUUGGGUGAUGUUUGGCUAAAAGACCCAUUAUAAAGGGGGCACAAGUGAGAGGCACUAUGUGCACUGUAGUCUGGUGAUACCAAGGUGCCCGUAUGAAUGUACCAAGAAUAGUCCAACAUCUCUUUGAAAUGACAUCAACUGCAUUCUGUGCACAAAGAAGAUAUGAUUUAUUUAAUAGUGCAUGUUUGGAAAGCUGUUGGAGGGGUUCUCUGCCCCAUUGCUUGCUUUUGCCCCCCCCCCCCUUGCCAGGUGUCUGAAAUGCAUAUGAUGCUGACUUGGAUACCAAAAAUUAUCAGUUGUCACAGAGUUUUGGAAGCGUGCUGGGCCUAUCAGUUACAGUGAAUGACAGAAUCCAGCCAAAUCGAUGCUGCCUAAAUUUUAUUUAGUUGAGUUCAUCCAGCAAUCCUAUGUAUGUGUUUGAGCAAUUGCAAACUACUACAAGAAUCAAAAUUUCACUUUGUCUGGCGCCCAGGCUCUUUUCAUGCCUUUUUGAUUAUUUGCAGCUUUUAAAGUUUAUUUUUACACACCUAACAACGCCUUAGACAGACAAAGACCGUCCCAGAACGAAACAAUUAUUGUUAUGCUCGCAAAGUUUUAAAUGAAUACAAAGGAUUACACCAGGUAAGAUUCGUUACAAAUCGUUACGUCACAAUAGGCUAGGUACGAGGCUGUACGGGUCGUCUGAGUGGUGAAAGUGAAUCAGUGAAUCUGUUGUUGUUAUGAUCUAUCGAUUUUGGUAGUCGAAAACAAGGACAUUUCUAUAGCCACUUUAUUUCUUACGAGAAAUUUGAAUCCACUCGUAAUUGCAAUGUAAUGCAGGUAUCACAAUGCUGAUGCCACGAGAUUAAUUUCGAGAUCGGCUAUGUUUUUUUGCGGUAAGUAAAGUGAAGUUAAUGUACUUUCGCUUCCACACUGUUAUUGUAGGCCAAAUGGUUGUUUUGUUUCUCGAAUUUCUGUCCGUCGGUUCCAAUAAAUCCAGUUUGACAUCCUAGUAUUCUUCAUACAUUUGUAAAUACUCUCGAUGUUUGCCUAAAUUUGUACUUCAUGAACGUCAUGAACGUUUAAUAUUUCUUUGUAUGCAAUGAGCUUUGUUUGUAAAACUGAAAUUGAUCGGUUGAGGUCAUCAAUAUUCUUAAUGAAAAAGCGCUCUAAUGUUCCAGACUGAGGCCUUCUCAACUUUCAAUGAAUCUUUUUUUAUAGGCAGGUUUACAGGGCUGCGUAAUGUAAGUUGUAGUUGAAGCCGGAUUUAGGUGUAUCUUUCGGCAUAAUUUACAUUUCCCUUCUGAUUUAAGAUAACUUCGAGGGGAAGGAACAUAUUGCUCUAGCCUUUAAAUAUGAAAAGCUAAACCAAAUUUAUAGCUGUUCAAGAAGUAUUAUUUACUUGUUAAUCUUGUGAAAUGCGAAAAUCGAAUAAAGGGCAACUUCCGUGGCUGGUCGGUUUUUGUUUUGUUGUUGCUAUGCAACGCUAUAAUCGAAAUAGUAGCCAUUUGUGGGUAGUGUAAUGUGGUAGAUGCUGAAAGAACGUGUGUCUUUUGGAAACAGACAAACAAACAAACAGACUAGGUGCAUUACAUAGUAAUCUUUCAUUUAAUCGUUUUUGAAUGUCCAUGUCUGAUGAUAGAAAUUAUUCUCUAGAGUAAAAAAUAUUUUGAUAUUUUUUUGCAACCUGGCAUUAUAAUAA